Myripristis murdjan (pinecone soldierfish) is the source of this 3104-nucleotide messenger RNA. It is a transcript of the gene gpc1a, whose product is annotated as glypican 1a. Lineage: Eukaryota; Metazoa; Chordata; Actinopteri; Holocentriformes; Holocentridae. The record is from RefSeq and is a predicted model, not a curated record. Gene Ontology annotation, biological process: regulation of protein localization to membrane; negative regulation of fibroblast growth factor receptor signaling pathway; cell migration. Gene Ontology annotation, molecular function: fibroblast growth factor binding. The coding region runs from base 178 to 1806 and encodes 542 amino acids. The transcript is spliced from 10 exons. Gene Ontology annotation, cellular component: synapse; cell surface; plasma membrane.
CUGACAGAGAGACAACACUCUUAACACCAAAGAAGAAACAGUCAGUAUAUUUUCAGGAUCCCCAAAAAGAACCACAAAGAACUUCAGUUUGAUUCAUUCGCAUCAGGCAAAAUCUUAGGUAUUUUUCUGACUUUUGACUUUUGCGUUGUGGACAAGGACUAACAGUGAGGCUCAAAGAUGCAUCUUCUCGCCGUGGUUCUCUCUGUGUUGCUGUGCCUCUCUUCGGUCCCGGGUCCGGCGGACGGAGCGGAGAAGAGCUGCGCCGACCUGCGGCAGUUCUACACCGGGAAAGGAUUCACUCUGGGCGGUGUUCCUCAGACCGAAAUCCCCGGUGAACACCUGAGGAUGUGCCCACAAGGUCCCACCUGCUGCACCAGCAGCAUGGAGGAGGGCCUGGCUGGCUUGAGCGCCAGAGAGACCGAGGCUCUGAUCAGAGAGGCUGGCAGGUCGCUGCAGGCUGCCAUCAACACUCUGCACAGGAACUUCGACUCCUAUUUCACAGACCUCCACAGUCGCUCGGAGCAAAGCCUCCAGGAGGUGCUCUCCCCCCUCGGCCCCCUGUACUCCCAGAACACCCGUCUCUACAGUGAUCUCUUCGCCGACCUGAGACGCUACUACCGCGGCUCUGCCCUCAACAUCGACGAGACUCUAUCGGAGUUUUGGUCCCGCCUCCUGGAGCGCGCUUUCAAGAGCUCCACUCCUGCAGAGGUGAGCCUAUCAGAGGACUACCUGGAGUGUGUUGCUAAGCAACAGGAGACGCUGCGGCCAUUCGGGGACAUCCCGCGCGACCUGAAGGGGAAGGUGAUCAGGGCUUUCGUCAUGGCCAGGUCGUUUGUCCAGGGGCUGUUAGUGAGCUCAGACGUGGUCAAGAGGGUAUCACAGGUUCCUCUGAGCCCCGAGUGUGUGAAGGCCCUGAUGAAGCUGAUUUACUGCCCGCACUGCCGCGGCCUGGCCUCGGUCAAGCCCUGCCCCAACUAUUGCUCCAACGUCAUGAAAGGCUGCCUGGCCAACCAAGCCGACCUGGACGCCGAGUGGCAGACCCUCAUAGACGUCAUGCUGCAGGUGGUGGCUAGUUUCGGCGCAGAGCCCAGUGUAGAUGUGGUUCUCUCCUCCAUCCCCGUUCGCAUCUUUGAGGCUGUACGCUACCUGCAGGACAACAUGGACGCUUUCACUGCAAAGGUGUACCAGACGUGCGGGACUCCAGGUGAGACAGGGACAGGAACUCCAGCCCUUCAAGAGCAAAAGAAGCGGAGCAACUCCCUGACUGCCACCACAGACCACCGACCCUCCCCCACCGCUGGAGUUAGGCUGGAACUUCUGGUGUCGGAUCUCACCAGUAAGCUGAGGGAGAUGCAGCAUUACUGGAUCCAGGUUCCUGUGGCACUUUGCAACAAACUCGCACAAAGUGGCACCAAGCAGGACAAAUGCUGGAACGGCAUGACCAAAGCCAAGUAUCUUCCAGAGGUGAUGGGCGAUGGCUUGGCCAAUCAGAUCAACAAUCCAGAGGUGGAGCUCGACAUCACCAAGCCUGACAUGACUAUCCGGCAACAGAUCAUGCAGCUCAAAAUCAUGAGCAGCAGGCUGAAAAAUGCACUGGAUGGCAACGACGUGGACUUCCAGGACGCAAGUGAUGACAUCAGCGGGUCAGGAAGUGGGAUGUGCGCGAGCGGCCUGUGUCCUCGGAGCAGACCAGGGUUGCACGCCUACCAGCCAGACAGCAGAGUCCGAGCUGCAGCCACGUCCCAAACUCGCCUGUGCAGCCUCUUACUCCUGCUCCCAUUGGCUGCGAUGCUGCUCCAGCGAUGAUGGACAGCCGCCGCCUUCAAUCAGACUUCUGCGGUCCGGAGUAGGGCUGAACCAUGGGAAGGACAAAAGGGGAUUUGGGAGGGUAAGAUAGGAAGGUAACUUUGCCAAAAAAAAAAAAAAAAAGGAAAAAAGACAUUGAGGAAAUGAAUGAAUUGACUAUUUUUCUUUUGACCAAGAGGAGCAAAAAUGGACACAGACGAUAUUCUUUUUGUUUGUUUGUUUGUUUUGUUUACUUGGUUUUAAUAUGUCAUUGUUUGGGUGUGACUCAGUACGUUUAGCUGGUCUUUGGUUACUGUGGAUUCAUGAGACGAAGAUGCUGGGAGGAGAAGGAGUGGAGGAAGAAGAAGAAGAAGAAGAAGAAGACAAAGAAGAAGAAGAUAUAUAAUGAUUGUUAAUGAUGAAGAUGAUCAUGGUGAUGUUGAUGAUAGUGAUUCACUGACGUCCUGUCAGGUCCAUUCAGCUACAGUGACCAGUCACAAGGGGGCAGUGCUGCACCCAUGCCAGCUGACUGUGGCAGUGAUAGCUGUAUGAGAGCUCUCUGAGAAAAGUUUUAGUGCCGAUCUGUGGUGCGUUCAACAAGGCAACAAGCCAACGCCGUCUAACUUAACAAACAUAAUGUAAGUUGUAAAUGUGUCUGUACAUUAGGUAAAAGUUUGGCGUGGUACUGUGCCAUUAAUAUAUGAUGCUAUGUAAGCGAUGAAUACCCCAUAAUUCACUAUAAUCGUCCAGAUGUUUUGUCUAUCGUGUAUGUAUCGUGUUGGCAUACAUGAUACAUACAAGAUACAAGAUUCAUGCAAAAUAGAAAAUAUGUGAAACAUUGCUGAGAAAUGAGUACAUUCUGUUCCUCUAGAAAUUUGCGACAGCCCUAGCAGGGGUUUGGAAUUUUAUGGAAAAUAGUAGAAAAUAUCACCGCUUUUUUUAACAAAUCAUCACCCUUGUAACAGAAUACAAACUUUAAUGAAAGCACUUACAAACAAGCACAGACUAGUGAUUUUCAUAAAUCAUACAAUUUUACGUGGUAUGAAGACUACAAAACACUGCAAAUUUCCCCCUGUCACUGUUGUCAAAGAAGUCUUUUUUUUUUUUUUUUUUUUUUGGUUGGAUUUAUUCGAAAAUCUCCACACAGAACAACGUAUCAUAACACAGUCAGAAUGGAGUCCUUGUUGAACGCACACCUGUGAAACUCACUGAUUGUUACGGACUCUUUUAGAAGUAAGACAUCUGAUUUAUUGGAUGAUGUACAGUAGGUCAAACCAAAGCACUUCUUAUACAUCGGUGUCCUUGCAAAAAUCUUAAAU